Linnemannia hyalina is the source of this 2082-nucleotide messenger RNA. The record is from the annotation of a GenBank genome assembly. NCBI's taxonomy places the organism in Eukaryota, Fungi, Mortierellomycota, Mortierellomycetes, Mortierellales, Mortierellaceae.
AUGACACAGGGCCCCGAGAACACAGACAGGGAAACGUUGCUUCAUGACAACCCGAGUCGCCGCGACCAGGACAAUAGCGACGACAACGACGACGAAGAGGCCUUCCCUCCUUCGUACGAAGAAGCUACUUCCCACUUCGACGACAACAACACCGCCGCGACUAACCCAACAACUGCACUCCAGCAACAACCUGUCCUCUCCCCACCACCACUCCCUCAAUCACAGCAUUCACAGCAACCAUCUCGACACUUUCAACACAACGAUGACUUCCAUAAUGAACAACAACAACAACAACAACAACAACAACAGCAACAGCAACAGCAUUCUCGACAGUCAACAGAGAAUCGCAGCACAAACAAUACCAUCGGCUUGGCUGAUUCCUCGGCUCCCCUGAAACCAACCCAUGCACCUUCUGCACCGCCAGCUGCAGCUCCUGACUCAGCAGACAACGACGACAGCAGCGGUCAAGACAACAGCAACGUACCCCCUCAAUUGAACGCCUUUGGACAUCCGCAUAUCGACCCUUUCCAUCAACACCCUCGUCACCAACACCCUUCGUCCUCAGCGGGUUCUACUUCACCGUUCCCUCCUAUGCCACCAUCGUCGACGGUACCGGGAUUCGGUGGUGUUGGCGGACUGCCUAAUAUGUUUGGAGGACUCCCACCAGGCCCGUUUCCGUUUGGACAUCCACCUUCAAUGUUGGCUCCUGGCGUCGUUCCUGGUAGCGGCUUUCCUGGACUAUUUCAAACGCCGAUUCCACCAGUUCCACCAGGCAUGUUUGGUAUCCCAGGACAAGGCGGGUUUCAUUCACUUGCAGAUUUCCCUGGCUUUCCAUCACAAGGACGGUUGCCUGUCCACCCUGGAUUUUCAUUUUCGGCUUCGCCAGGAAGUCGAUCAGAUGGCAAGGGCUCCUUCGGUUUUGGAGGACCAACUGGUGGUCAGACAGGAAGCGACUCGACUACACCUUCAUCGUCGGGAUCUGGACUCUCGUUUGGGCAGACGGAGGCAGCAACAACGGGUAGUUCACAUGGAUCAUCGCCUUCUUCAGGGCGCGGGUUUCCAAUGCCACCGGUACCGCCUGCACCGCCUAUGUCCCCAAUGCCCCCGAUGCCCUCGAUGCGUCCAGCACAUUCGACCUCUCCGCCCGAUGUACCCGAGUUACCGGGAUUACCAGGUAUGCCCUCCUUGCCUAUAGGCUCAGUAUCGAUGCCCUUGGACACAGUACCGACGUCUGGAGCAGGAGCAGGAGCAGGACAAGGCGCCGAGUCUCUCCCACCAUCGUUCUUUAUGGCAACAGCGACUUCAGAAUCACGGCCAGUGCCACCGUCAGGAAUCGCAUCCUUGGAAGGUGCCCCGACAUGUAGCGAUAUCUCGGCGGCGACUUAUAAGCGCACUGAUCGCGGAGUAGAGACGCAGGAUCUGCUGCUUGAUGAUCCGUUCCAACUCUACCGGUUCUUUGUCGCGCAUAAUGACAAGCCUCAAAUGCACGUCCUCAUCACUGGUUCUCAUGUGGAGAAGAAGUCGACGGAGAAGCGGGUAGGCGACGGGACAAUCUCGACAGUGCACAGCAAAGUGAAGGUGUGCGAUUUCAAGAUUGAUCUGGACCUUACAUCCUACAUCUCGCCCUACGGAACUAUCAAGACCCUUCCGGACCCGAAAAACUCCAACAAGUUGACCCUCCGUGAAGUCAUCGAGCAGCAUGUCACCGAAGAAAACCCCUUCAAAGAGAUGCAUAUGAAGAAGAAAGUGAGCUGGGACUAUGAGGAUUUGACGAGGGCGAUUGUACACGCGAUUCGAUCGGUCAAUUACCGGUACAAAAUAGAGAUCUCGUACCCGACCUCCAACAACCGGGUCAUAGUCCAUUCUGCAUCGCCGCUCGCCCAGUUCAUGAGAUCUACCUGGACAAAGGCCUUUUGCGGCAUUUCUCUCGUUGGUGUUGUCUUGUAUCCCUUGCGCGAGUAUUACAAGGUGGUGAAGGACAAGAACAUCCAGUCCGAAUUCCAUAUGACGAUCUCGACGGCUGACUUUAUGCGCAACAGCUACUGGAAGAUUGUCGAUCAAGUCCAGUUCAAGAACGAGUAG